AUGGACCCGCAGGCGCUAUCAAGUGAAAGAGCACUCUCAAACAACAGUAAUGGCUUCUGGCUCCCUGGCUGUGGGCAGCCCCGGAUAUCUGGCCGCAUCGUGGGCGGGAGGGAUGCCCGGGAGGGGGAGUGGCCAUGGCAAGCCAGCCUGCAGUACCAUCGGUCUCAUGUGUGCGGGGCCUCACUCAUCUCUCGCCAGUGGGUGUUGACCGCAGCUCACUGCUUCCCAAGACCCGUGAGGCUGUCGGAGUACCGAGUACGACUAGGGGAGUUCCGCCUGGCCCGGCCCUCGCCUCAAGCUCUCUCCUUGCCACUGCUGCGGGUCGUGCUCAACGCCAACUUUACGGAAGACGGGGCCCAGGGCGACAUAGCGCUGGUCCAGCUCCACAGCCCGGUUCCAUUCAGUGCCCGUAUCCGGCCGGUCUGCCUACCUGGACCUGGAGCCCUGCCACCCCCAGGCACCCGGUGCUGGGUCACUGGUUGGGGCAGCCUCCAGCUCGGAGCACCACUGCCUGGCUCCCGGCCCCUGCAGGGCGUCCAGGUCCCCCUGAUAGACAGACUGGCCUGUGAUCAGCUUUACCACAUGGACUCCGACAUCCCCCUCUCAGAGGCCAUAGUCUUGCCUGGCACUCUAUGUGCAGGCUAUGCCAGAGGCAGCAAGGAUGCCUGCCAGGGAGACUCUGGGGGCCCCCUGGUGUGCAUCCAGUCUGGUCGAUGGGUCCUCGAAGGUGUGGUGAGCUGGGGCAAGGGAUGUGCUUUGCCCAACCGCCCAGGUGUCUACACCAGUGUGGCCCACUACUGGCCCUGGAUCCAGGCCCACUUGAGCACCCCAGCCCUGCACCCCCCCCACCAAGAGCCCAGUCAUCCCCAAUCCCACCAGCUCUUGCCGUUAUUUCUUCCUGCUAAAGAGCCCUUGCUUUCUGGUUUCCACCAGUUUCUGGUGCCUCUUUUUAAUCCCCUUCUUCACCUAGCUUCAUUUCCUGGUCUUUACACUUGUCCUUUCUCCUAUCCUUUUCUCUGCUGGCAUUCAUACUCAUUCAUUGUCUCUGUCUCUCUCCCCAUUUCUCCUUCCUGCUCCUCUCUCUCUUACCCUCUCCUACUCUGUCUCUCUUUUUCUCUCUCCCCCAAGUUCUUUAAACUGCUGUUUCCUGGAAUCCUGAGUCUCUCUGGCUCUUCUGAAAGAGCCACAGGUUUGUUUAUUCAUUGGCCAUUAACUUUUUUAUAUCAUCUGCUCAGUCAUCAGGCUAUGAGGCCACCCUUUGGUGCUGGAGCAGGGCAGAAUUUGCCAGAGUCCUCUCUGACCUGGAUCUUCUACUGGUUCUCUUCUUCUCCUUCUACUUAUUCCUUUGUGGAAUCACAUACGCCAGGGAGUCAUCAGAGGACAUAUCACAUACCUUGGGGACAAAAGGACAGUAGCUGUGGAGCCCUGGCAUUCUGCCCACUGCCCCAAGGCCCAGUAAGGGAAAUGGAACAACUGGGGACUGCCUGGCUCUUGCUGUUGCUGCUACUGCUGCCACCCACGACAAAAGGUGAAGAAGGUCAUUGGAUAAGUUCAGGCUGUGGUCAGCAAAUCCUGAUGAACCAGGUGAAUGAGCGCAUCGUGGGAGGCAAAAAUGCCCAGGAAGGGGCUUGGCCAUGGCAGGCCAGUCUAAGGCAGAACAAGAACCACAUCUGCGGGGCCACUCUCAUUUCCCAUAGCUGGGCUCUGACAGCUGCCCAUUGCUUUCACCAGCCUAUCCAGGAGUCCCAGUUCCAGGUAGUCUUCGGGGAACUCCUGCUCUUUUCCACCCCAGACCAGUCCAUCUCAAGCCCACUGAGCCAGGUGAUCCUGCACCCAGACUACUCCGGGGUAGAUGGCUCGACGGGGGACAUUGCCCUCUUGAAGCUGGCCCAGCCUCUCACCUUCUCCCCCUGGAUUCUGCCAGCCUGUCUCCCUGAGGCCUCCAACCCCUUUCACACUAAUUCAACCUGCUCUGUGACAGGAUGGGGGAACGUGAAGGAGGGAGUUCAGCUGUCCCCACCAUACCCCCUGCAGGAAGCAACGCUGCCACUGAUUGAAGCUAAGGAGUGUAACCAGAUCUUGAACAGUGAUCAGCAAGAGGUCACCGAUGAAAUGAUCUGUGCGGGCUAUAUGAAUGGGGGUGUGGAUGCCUGUCAGGGUGAUUCUGGGGGUCCCUUGGUAUGUCCGUAUGUAGACUCCUGGUUCCUGGUGGGAAUCGUAAGCUGGGGCAUUGGCUGUGCCCGACCCGGAAAACCAGGUGUCUACACUCUCGUCUCUGCCUAUGGGGACUGGAUCCUGAAUAACACAUCAGAGGUGCGGCUGGGCUCCUACAGCAUCAGUGUCUGGAAUGCUGCUGUCACACGGACUCAUGGUCCCCAUGUCACCAGCCUCCUUCUGGUCCUGUGGGGCCUUGCCAACAGUUACUGAAUUCCUCAACAGCUGCUGCUUCCCUUCUAUUUAACCCCGUUCGACCUCCCCACCACCCACAUGCCCAGAUACAUCAGAAAUCUCCCCCUUUCCAAAUCCAUCUCUAGUACCUUCCAUUUCUAAAAAGCCUUCAAUACACUCAGCCUUGUCAGCAGAUGCCCCCACCCCAGAGACUGAGUGUAAUUCCCUCACCCCCAUCUCCCCUACCUGGGUUGGCACAGAGAUAGCACUUCAGUAUCUAAUUCGUCCUUCUCUUUUUAAUAAAGAUGCCAGAAGAAAGAUUAGCAGUAAGCCUACUGGGCCCCAGCCAGAACAAGUUCCAGCAGUUGUCUCUCCUCCAAAGGGGUGUUGCAGAAGAAGGGGGAGCAGAGUCAUUAGAGUGCAAAGCAAGGGGGAAGAGGGGAAGCAGUUAAGUAAGAGGGGGAGGCAGGAAUGUAAGCCCUUCGCUGUGAGCCAAAAGAUCUGUUUGAUGUCCCGCUUUGCCACGGACUCAUCGGGCAAAUAAAUUCCCCUCCCUGGGCUUCAUAUUCUCCUCUGUAAAAUGGGGACCCAGUAAAUUCAAAGGCACGCCCAUCUCCAAUAUGUUGAGUCUGCCAGGGGUCAAACUAAGGCCUCCUUCAGGGAAGUGAAUAAGAAAAGUAAAGAGUGAAUGCCACAAGUA
Phascolarctos cinereus (koala) is the source of this 3088-nucleotide messenger RNA. Its product is annotated as serine protease 33-like. Gene Ontology annotation, molecular function: serine-type endopeptidase activity. Lineage: Eukaryota; Metazoa; Chordata; Mammalia; Diprotodontia; Phascolarctidae. Gene Ontology annotation, biological process: proteolysis. The record is from RefSeq and is a predicted model, not a curated record.